AUGCCGUACCGUAACGGAAAAGAUAGUACCAUCUGGGUAAAUGGGAUGAAGCUUGGAAAAGGUGCGCCGCAUGAUCCUGAGUUCAGAAAAAGAAUAGGCACAGCGCGGCGAUCUUUAGGCAGCGGCACCAUAGCUGAUCCAAUGGUAAUCUGGCCUACUCCUGGCCCCAAGCGCUCGGCGGAGGUAACUCAAGCAAUAGAGCAUAUAGUUCAUCAAGUAGCAAAAAGAUGCGGACUCCCUUAUGCCUGGAUUGCUGCAGAUGGGCAUUCAUAUAGUACUACAGCCUGGACCAUGGAUGGAAGAAUUAUGUCCCACGAUGAUCAUCAUAUCACCGUUCGAAUGGGCAUGUCCCCAAGCAUUUGCAAUAUACAAGGACAUAUAUAUGUAAUUUGUGAAGAUAACGACGUCAAAAAAAGACCACUUCGCGUAAUGGAAGAAGGUGAACGUGGCAUUGUAGGGGGCAAAAAUCCUCAAUUUUGGAUUUGGGGGGGAUACCCUUCCAAUUUGCCCCCUUCAGGGGUCAAGUAUCCAAAGUCUCCGUUUGAAAUUGUGCCGAACUCUAUAUUGGAAUUUCAGAUGGAAGUGAAGCGGAAAGAGGAGGAAGCAGAUUACCUCAGGAAGCAGGCCAUGAAUCCUCCAUAUUAA
This is a messenger RNA of Hypoxylon fragiforme, 645 nucleotides long. RefSeq lists its product as uncharacterized. The record is from RefSeq and is a predicted model, not a curated record. NCBI's taxonomy places the organism in Eukaryota, Fungi, Ascomycota, Sordariomycetes, Xylariales, Hypoxylaceae. The coding region runs from base 1 to 645 and encodes 214 amino acids. The transcript has 3 exons.